AUGGCAGAAUACCAAGAGUGUGGUGGUGGUGGUUUUAUUGGUAGAGGGAUGAAUAGUCGGGUCGGCGGAUCGAUCGUAGAGAAAGAAGGGGAGUAUGAGAGGAAAGGAGAGGAGAGGAGAGGAGGGGAAGUUUCUUUUGAUUUCCUUUACAUCUUACAUCGCAUUGGUGGAUGGGAGGGAUGGAGGAAGGUGGAGGAUUUGAAGAAAAAAAUAAAUAAGGGGGGGAAACGUUGUAUGAUAAUUGCUCCUUCUCCUGCUACUGCUGCUAGCGAGGAAUGA
Molecule: messenger RNA, 279 nt
Organism: Sclerotinia sclerotiorum 1980 UF-70
Lineage: Eukaryota; Fungi; Ascomycota; Leotiomycetes; Helotiales; Sclerotiniaceae
Exons: 2
Coding region: 1-279 (92 amino acids)
Source: RefSeq, a predicted model, not a curated record